Messenger RNA from Ostertagia ostertagi, 213 nucleotides. Lineage: Eukaryota; Metazoa; Nematoda; Chromadorea; Rhabditida; Trichostrongylidae. The record is from the annotation of a GenBank genome assembly.
AUGACUGACGCCUUCCUUUUCAACCUUCUCGGAGGUGGAGGUGGUGGUGGUGGAUGUUGCCCACCUCCUCCACCGCCGCCGUGCCCGUGUCCUCCACCUCCUCCUCCACCAUGUGGAGGCGGAUGUGGUGGCGGUGCUCCUCCAAUCUCCUAUGCUCCUCCACCACCACAAUACCCUGCUCCAUCAAACAGCUACGCCGGGAAGAAGAAGUAA